AUGGCAAAUUGCAUAGUUCUCUUUUGUUCGGCGUUCCUGUCGUUUGCAGCUGUGAUCCUGGCCUGCGUGGCCUGUGCAGGUUCCACAAAGAAUUACAAUCCAAUAAAUAAGAUCUUCGAAGCACAAUUGGACCUUUCGGGUCUCAAUGUUUCCCAAGUGCUCUCAGGCUUGGGCUCUUCUAUUCCGUCCUUGGAAGAGCUAGGUUUGCCUUCUUAUGUCAACCUUGGCCUGUGGUCUUACUGCCUGGCGAAUUCCUCCGGUAUCGUUUCCAACUGUACGUCGCCAUCCGGCAUCCAGCAAUUUAACCUCACAAACAUAAUCUACGACAACAUCAAUGACAAUCAAGUCGCCAAUCUGAUCACCAGCGUCGCCCAAAUCACACUUCCUGAUAAGCUGGAAGACAACAUGACCUACUACAACAACCUUGUCAAGUGUUGUUUCAUCACGCUGAUCAUCGGAAUUAUCGCCAGCGGGCUCAAUCUAGUGGUGAACAUAUUACGCUGGAUUUUGCACUUCGUGAUUAUCACUUGGAUUUGUCGGUUCUUCGCUCUCAUUGCGUUCCUGAGUCUCCUUAUUUCAGCUGGGACAAGCACGGGAACGUACGUUUACAUUAGACAUGCGUUAGCGGACAAUUACGACACUUAUGGCAUGAAAAUGAAUUUGGGUGUCAUCUUUUAUGCUUUACUAUGGGCCAGUGUAAGUGCUGCGCUUCUGAAUUUAAUAUGCUUGUCGGCCGCCAGACCUAAACGUCAUAUCUACGACAGACCUAUUGAGGAAAAACCGCUACUUUAA
Molecule: messenger RNA, 792 nt
Organism: Lachancea nothofagi CBS 11611
Lineage: Eukaryota; Fungi; Ascomycota; Saccharomycetes; Saccharomycetales; Saccharomycetaceae
Source: the annotation of a GenBank genome assembly